Molecule: messenger RNA, 524 nt
Organism: Cryptotermes secundus
Lineage: Eukaryota; Metazoa; Arthropoda; Insecta; Blattodea; Kalotermitidae
Product: UDP-glucuronosyltransferase 3A1-like
Exons: 1
Molecular function (GO): UDP-glycosyltransferase activity
Source: RefSeq, a predicted model, not a curated record
AAGAAUUUUCAAAUUUUUUCGUAACAUGUGAUCAAAUGUUGUCCUUUCAUAAUGUUCAGGAACUACUAAACUCUCAAGUUAAUUUUGAUCUCAUAAUAACUGAAACAUUUCUUACGGAUUGCUUUUUACCCUUCGUACACAAAUUCAAGGCACCUCAUGUAGCAAUGAGUUCAUGCAUAAUGUUCCCAUGGUCAAACGACCGCAUGGGAAACCCCGACAACCCGUCCUAUAUCCCCACACAUGGAACAUGGUUUUCUGACAAAAUGAACUUCAGUGAAAGGUUCUUCAACGCCAUUGCAAACAUCGCAUUUAAAUUUUUAUUCCAUGCUACUGAAAGAAUAGUAACUCAAAGUUACAUCCGCAAACACUUCGGCGACGAUGUACCAUUGCUGUCCGACAUCUCUAAGAACACGGAUCUUCUGCUGGUUAACUCUCAUUUCAGCCUCAACCGGCCACGGCCACUCGUUCCCGGCAUUGUUGAAGUCGGUGGUCUCCACAUCAAGCCGCCCAAGAAACUGCCAAAG